AUGGCCGGCCGCCUGACCUGCUGCUGCUGCCUCCUGCUCUGGGCCCUGCGCCUUCCCCCCGCCGCCGGGGGAAGCGCCGCCGGCCGGCCCCCCGCCUGCCCCGCCGGCAGAGCCCCCCGCGGGGGCUCCCCGCCGCCGCCCCCCGCGCUGGGCGGCCUCGCCCAGGACAUGGUCGCUGUCCACAUGCUUAAGCUCUACGAGAAGUACAACCGGCACGGGAGCCGGCCCGGGGACGGCAACACGGUGCGCAGCUUCAAAGCUACGCCAGAAUUUCUGGCCCAGAAGCCGCUGUACUGCUUCAACCUGACAUCCAUGCAGGACUCAGAGAUGAUCCUUGCUGCCACAUUUCACUUCUAUGCUGACAAACGCCCUCGGCACCGGGAAGUGUUUUGUAAACGGUCCAAGAACUCAUCCUGCCGCCUCCUUCACCUGCCUCCCAUCCUGCGCCUCAACCUCAUUUUCCAAACCAUCCCCCAGAAUUCUGCUUAUGGACUAGUGAAAGGGAACAUCACCGUGUUUCUUCAAAGGCGAGGGGCUUGGCAUGCAAAGGACAUUUCACACAUCAUAAAAGAAUCAAAACGGGCUGCAGAGCUCAUCCUCUGCGCUGAGCUUGAUUCUGGGGAGGAGCACCACGGCUUCCCCGAACAGGUCACCAGCCAUUUGCCUUAUAUUCUAGUUUAUGCCAAUGACCUUGCAAUCUCUGAACCCAACAGUGUGGCCGUCACCCUACAGCGUUAUGACCCAUUCCCUUCCAGUGAUGGGGACCAAAAUCUGUCACCUAAUGUUUCUACUGAUACCCGAGUGAGAAGGGACACAUACCUCUCUAGCUCUAUUCAGAACAAUGAGUUGCCAGAGGUAGAGUAUAACAACAACAAAUACAACAAACAUGACAUAUGGGAGAAUGCCUACAAGUCCUUGAAACCAAAAGGCUCACGCAAAGACAGAAGGAGAAAAGGGCAAGAAAACACAGAAACACUUGCAAAGUCUCAGGUGCUAAAUUUUGAUGAGAAAACAAUGAAGAAGGCAAGGCGAAAACAAUGGAAUGAGCCACGGAUUUGUUCAAGAAGAUACAUGAAAGUUGACUUUGCUGACAUUGGCUGGAAUGAAUGGAUCAUAUCUCCCAAAUCAUUUGAUGCCUACUACUGUGCAGGGACAUGUGAAUUUCCAAUGCCUAAGGUUGUCCGACCAUCAAACCAUGCUACAAUCCAGAGCAUCGUAAAAGCAGUGGGAAUCAUUCCUGGCAUCCCAGAGCCCUGCUGCGUUCCUGACAAAAUGAGCUCCCUCAGUGUCCUGUUCUUAGAUGAGAAUAAAAACGUUGUUUUGAAGGUAUAUCCCAAUAUGUCGGUGGAAACCUGUGCCUGCCGAUAA
This is a messenger RNA of Cygnus atratus (black swan), 1368 nucleotides long. RefSeq names its product growth differentiation factor 10 (gene GDF10). Gene Ontology annotation, cellular component: extracellular region. The coding region runs from base 1 to 1368 and encodes 455 amino acids. The record is from RefSeq and is a predicted model, not a curated record. Gene Ontology annotation, biological process: osteoblast differentiation; SMAD protein signal transduction; BMP signaling pathway. The transcript has 3 exons. Gene Ontology annotation, molecular function: cytokine activity; growth factor activity. Lineage: Eukaryota; Metazoa; Chordata; Aves; Anseriformes; Anatidae.